Molecule: messenger RNA, 617 nt
Organism: Rhinolophus ferrumequinum (greater horseshoe bat)
Lineage: Eukaryota; Metazoa; Chordata; Mammalia; Chiroptera; Rhinolophidae
Gene: LY96
Product: lymphocyte antigen 96
Exons: 5
Coding region: 105-587 (160 amino acids)
Biological process (GO): positive regulation of lipopolysaccharide-mediated signaling pathway; cellular response to lipopolysaccharide; toll-like receptor 4 signaling pathway
Cellular component (GO): lipopolysaccharide receptor complex
Molecular function (GO): lipopolysaccharide binding; Toll-like receptor 4 binding; lipopolysaccharide immune receptor activity
Source: RefSeq, a predicted model, not a curated record
CUGAUGACUCAGUUCAAUCUUUUCUACUUACUGAAAAGGAAGUCUGAUGAUUUAGUUACUGACUGUCCUUGCAUUGUUUUUUAAAGAUUUGGAGAUAGUAAAUCAUGUUCCCGUUUAUGCUCUUUUCCACUCUGUUUUCUUCCAUAUUUACUGACCCUGGGGAGCAACACUGGGUCUGCAACUCCUCUGAUGUGAGUGUGUGGUACACCUACUGUGAUAACAUGAAAAUCCCUAUUUCAAUAAAUGUUACCCCCUGUUUAGAAGUGAAGGGAAGCAAGGGAUAUUUGCAUAUUUCGUACAUUCCAAGAAGAGACACAGAAGAUUUAUAUUUCAAUCUAUAUUUAUCUUUUAACUCCUUGAAUUUUCCAAUGCGCAAGGAAUUUGUUUGCCGGGGAUCUGAUGCCUAUUAUUCUUUUUGCAGAACUCUGAAGGGAGAGACUGUGAAUACAAGCAUACCAUUCUCCUUCAAGGGAAUAUUGUUCUCUAAGGGGCUGUACAGAUGUGUUGUAGAAGCCAUCACCGGGAAUACUGAAGAAAUGCUCUUUUGUUUGAAUUUUACAAUCAUACACCACCCUAAUUUCAAUUAGAAUAAAUCGAAUAUAUUUUUAUUUUUCAAA